Colossoma macropomum (tambaqui) is the source of this 4910-nucleotide messenger RNA. Its product is annotated as regulating synaptic membrane exocytosis protein 2-like. The transcript is spliced from 25 exons. The coding region runs from base 56 to 3001 and encodes 981 amino acids. Gene Ontology annotation, biological process: positive regulation of synaptic transmission; regulation of synaptic plasticity; regulation of membrane potential. NCBI's taxonomy places the organism in Eukaryota, Metazoa, Chordata, Actinopteri, Characiformes, Serrasalmidae. Gene Ontology annotation, cellular component: cytoskeleton of presynaptic active zone; presynaptic membrane. Gene Ontology annotation, molecular function: transmembrane transporter binding; small GTPase binding. The record is from RefSeq and is a predicted model, not a curated record.
ACACCACCUGGACCCCAGCUCGGCCCUGCACAGGAGUAAGGUUGGACGGGAGAAGAUGGACGGCAUGCUGAGGAACGACUCGCUUAGCUCCGACCAGUCCGAGUCUGUCAGGCCGCCCAGGCCGCACCGCGGUCGUCACCGCACGGGCAAGCUCAGGGCCAUGGGCAGCUUCAGCAGCUCUGAGGAGGAACUGGCAACCACACCCGAGUACACCAGCUGCGAGGAUGUGGAGCUGGAGAGCGAGUCCAUCAGCGAGAAAGGAGAUAUGGAUGGUCACUGGUGGGACCAUGCGUCUUGGCAUAGUGAGGCCUCCCCUAUGUCUAUGCACCCGGUGACAUGGCAACCGUCCAAAGAUGGGGAUCGCCUAAUUGGGCGGAUUUUGCUCAACAAGCGCAUGAAGGAUGGCACGGUGCCCAGAGACACCGGCGCUCUGCUGGGCCUGAAGGUGGUCGGUGGGAAGAUGACAGAAUCCGGUAGACUUUGUGCUUUCAUCACCAAAGUGAAGAGGGGAAGUUUAGCAGAUACUGUUGGCCAUCUUCGACCAGGCGACCAGGUUCUCGAGUGGAACGGCAGGGUCUUGCAGGGAGCCACGUUCAAGGAAGUUUACAAUAUUAUUCUGGAGUCCAAGCCCGAACCCCAAGUGGAGCUGGUGGUCUCGCGGCCCAUUGGUGAUAUUCCCAGAAUACCAGAGAGCACACAUGGACAGCUUGAAUCAAGUUCAAGUUCCUUUGAAUCCCAGAAGAUGGGCCCGUCCAUCUCGGUCACGUCCCCCAUGAGCCCCGGCAUGCUCCGUGACGCCCCGCAGUAUCUGUCUGGACAGCUUUCAAGUCCAUGCCUUAGUAGAAGAACCACGCCUUUUGUCCCUAGGGUCCAGGUGAAGCUGUGGUACGACAAAGUGGGACACCAGCUCAUCGUCACCAUCCUGGGAGCCAAAGACCUGCCUGCUCGGGAAGACGGCCGGCCCAGGAACCCCUACGUCAAAAUAUACUUCCUUCCUGACAGAAGUGACAAAAGCAAGAGGAGAACGAAAACGGUGAAGAAGUCGCUGGAGCCCAAGUGGAACCAGACGUUCAUGUACUCCCCCGUACACAGGCGGGAGUUCAGGGAGCGCAUGCUGGAGAUCACGCUGUGGGAUCAGGCCAGGGUGCGCGAGGAGGAGAGCGAGUUUCUCGGAGAGAUUCUAAUAGAGCUGGAGACGGCGCUGCUGGACGAUCAGCCUCACUGGUAUAAACUCCAGACCCACGACCUUUCCUCCCUGCCUCUACCCAACCCCUCACCGUACAUGCAGAGACGACUGCUGCAGGGAGAGACCAACACACGCAGGCUGCAGAGAUCACAGCGAAUCAGCGACAGUGAAUUCUCUGACUAUGACUGUGAAGACGGCAUUGGCGUCAUAUCAGAUUACCGGCACAACGGCAGGGACUUCCAGAGCUCUACUCUAUCUGUUCCUGAGCAGGUCAUGUCGUCCAAUCACCGCUCCCGAUCGGACAUGAUCCGCUCUCGCUCUCGCUCGCCCAGCGUCCCUCCCCCACAGAGUCGAAGUUUAGACCACGGCGUGCGAGGAGCACCAUCUCAGUACAGCCCCCGCCAUCGACUCUCGGAAGACAGAUACUCUCCCGAUAGGUAUAGCCGUGGCAUGGUGGACAGACAUUACAGGUCCAGGUCAGCUGACCAGCGGGCCAUGAUGGAGAGACCGGUCUACAUGCGCUCGCGCUCUUCUGAGCGUCCGGAAUCGGGCUACAUGAGGUCCAUGCCGUCUUUACACUCCAGGAGAUCAGCCCCUCCCUCUCCUGCCUUAACGAGGGCGAACCCCCGCACCGGAUCAGUCCAAACCAGUCCCACGAGUACCCCCGUGUCUGGACGGAGAGGACGGCAGCUACCGCAGGUCCCUCCAAAGGGGUCUAUGGACAGAAAUGGUGGAGAGGGAGUGUCCGAGCCUUAUGAAGGUUCUCUGAAGGAUCCGUCCAGGCGAGGGAUGGACAGUCUGUCCAUGAAGUCGUCGGACAGUGAUGUAAGCGACGUGUCCGCUAUGUCGAGCGCGUCUCGGCUUAGCAGCGCGAGCUACAUGUCUGUCCAGUCUGAGAGGGCGCGGGCCACUCGCAGGAUCAGGGCUCAGACGGCGACCCCCGGGUCCAACAUCACCAAGAGCUCCAGCGUCGGAGGGGACAUGUGUUCGCUCGGCCGAAACGACGACGACGAGGACGACAAGAAGAGGCGUUCCAGCUUCGGGGCCAAGAUGGCCGCCAUGGUGGGACUGGGGAAGAAGAGCCAAAGCACCUCGCAGCUGGAUCCAGAGGAGGAAGGAAAGAAGAAGAAGCCGGUGCGUCUGGCCAUCCAGAGGAGCGUGGAGACGGGCUUGGCCAUCGAGAUGAAGAGCAGGAUGACUAGACAGCCCAGCAGAGAGACGGCCGAGGAGGGAGAGAAGCCCAAGCCUGGAAAUCUCAUCUUUCCCGGUGUAAAGAUCUCCACAGACAGCCAGUUCACAGAGUUUUUGGAUGGCUUAGGCCCCGCCCAGCUUGCCGGGAGACAGACGCUGGCCACGCCUCCAAUGGGUGACAUCCAGAUUGGGAUGGUGCACAGAAAGGAGCGGCUGGAUGUGGAGGUGAUUCGGGCCAGAGGUCUGGUGGGCAAACCAGGAAACAAGCAGACUCCAGCACCCUAUGUUAAAGUCUACUUACUGGAUAACGGGAAAUGUAUCAACAAAAAGAAGACGCGGCUGGCGAGGAAAACGCUGGAUCCUCUGUACCAGCAGCAGCUGCAGUUUGAGGAGAACCCAGAGGGAAAAGUCUUACAGAUCAUCGUGUGGGGCGACUACGGACGCAUGGACCACAAGUCCUUCAUGGGCGCCGCCCAGAUCCUUCUAGACGAUUUAGAGCUCACCAACAUGGUGAUCGGCUGGUAUAAGCUCUUUCCUCCCACCUCGCUGGUGGACCCCACUCUGGCCCCUUUGAGCAGUAAGCCCCCGGAGGGCGCCGUGGAGAGCUCCAACGUUCGCUCGUAGCAGCGGCAAGGCCAGACUAGCGGUCAGCAGCGGGAAGACUGAGACAGAGGGGAGGAAUCAGGGCUGGACGCUCCGCGCCCUGCGUCCACUGCAUGCUUCAUGUUGCGUCCUCUGAGCCCCGUGGGACGGGAGGCUGAGAAAAAGGCCUGCGUUCCUUCUGCCAAAAGAGAAACGAGAAAAGAGACGAGAAAAAGGGAAACACUGUAUCCGUCACAUGGGGGAGACGCUGGAGCCCGACGUCCGCGCGCAAAGCAGCGGGGCGUCCGGCCAGAGGGCUUCGGUGGAGCUCAGAGGUGGAUGACCACAUGGAUGUCGAGAAGGGGAGCUACACAGAUCUGAUGCUCUACAGAAUGAGUUCUACAGAAGCCCUGUUUUUUGGGGGGGGUAAAAAAAAGGGGGGCUGUUUGUAUUCGAAGGGAUGUCAGUGUUCUUAACCCAGAGCUUUUUUCUUUGGUAAGUUUGAGCCGUGCCUGCAAGCCAAGCUCUGAAAACGAGGACAAACACACAAAAAAAAGCCAUGUGGAUGGACCACCAGCAGCUGGCUGAGGUUGGCUGGCAGUCAGAGAAAAGAGGAGCGCCUGGAAGAAAAGAUCAGAAGUACUGUACUUAUUUCAAGUCGAGCCACAUCAGACGAAAUGAUGUUCCACGUCCACCGACGACAGUAUGAAUAUCGCCACAGUUUCCCAUUUUGAUAAAGAAAAAAAAAGAAAAGAGAAAAUCUGAAAACGUAACAGGACUUUUUCGUGCUCCGGUAUGACGCUCGUUUUGGUGAUGUACUGUAUGAAAUUCAUGAAAGAAUUUUAUUUCAUUUUUUUGUUUUUUUGCAUGGAUGCAGAGUUAGCUGUACUGAAAAAAAAAACGAAAGAUUAUUUUCAUCAAGGCUGCAACUUGCAAAAAAAAGGGAGAAAAAAAGGAGUAAAAAAUGAACAGAUCAGCCAUUUUCGACAGUUUAUAUUAUUUUAAUAUAAAAUUCUCUAGUGCAUGGUUUUCAAGGAGAGUGAAUGCAACAAACAUAAAGAUGUGAUUGUCAUCAUUAGAUCAUGCUUCUGUAUUUUUACAGAUAUCAGUUGCAGUGUGGCCUGGGGAACCUUCCUGUCUCGUGAAAAAAAAGAGAAAAAAAUAACAAAAGAGACGAGUAAGGGGUCUCAGAUAAACGGACUGAAACUAUCCGUUUCCAUCCGAAGGCGUAAGCACGCCUUACAUCCGUCAUUAUGUGCAAAUUGUACAUCUCUCUCUCUGUCUGGUGGUGGAGAGAGGCUGCCAUGCUGAUUGUGUCCACUGGGGGGCGCUGCAGAGCUGUAGCUUAUUUUACAGCUUUGUUUUCAGGCCCGUUUCUCCACUCAUUCAUCCAAACCAGGCAUGUUGAAUAGAAGUCUGCGACAUGGCUCGAGCCACACCCUCCCCGAACUUCAGCAUGUCUCUGAAUGGACAGAGUGGUGUGGUUUUGUGCGGUUUUUCGUGUACAGUGCAUGUGGACCCUCAUUCUUACCGAAGCCCGGUCAGCGCAGGGCUUCAUGGCCAACGGUUCAGAAAUUCAGCAAAACAUUCCACCUCCUGUUUCCUUUCAGAUCAAAAAUAAAAAAACAAACAAACGUGGGGAAACAAUAAAAGAUAAUUUUAUAUUUAACGGAGGUCGACUAGGAGAAAACAAAUAUGUAAGGUUGCAAGUAUAUUUUAUUUUGAUAUUGUUAUAAAGAAAGAUAAAAGAAAAAAAAAAACAGGGCCCAUUGGAUGGUGCAGUAUGUGGACUCUGGAGACCCGACUUGAGCUCGUUGUGAGUUUUAACACAACACACACUGGAACGAGUGGAACGAGUGGAACACACUGGUCUGUGGAAACGGAGAGAAUUGCCACAAUAUGAAUUUUUAAUUGUUUUCUUGUUUUGAGAAAAUAAAGUUCAUUUACUAUC